This is a messenger RNA of Colius striatus (speckled mousebird), 614 nucleotides long. RefSeq names its product histone H3. The transcript has a single exon. The record is from RefSeq and is a predicted model, not a curated record. Gene Ontology annotation, molecular function: structural constituent of chromatin; protein heterodimerization activity; DNA binding. Bases 1 to 411 code for a protein of 136 amino acids. Gene Ontology annotation, cellular component: nucleosome. NCBI's taxonomy places the organism in Eukaryota, Metazoa, Chordata, Aves, Coliiformes, Coliidae.
AUGGCCCGCACAAAGCAGACGGCGCGUAAGUCGACGGGCGGGAAGGCGCCCCGCAAGCAGUUGGCCACCAAGGCGGCCCGCAAGAGCGCGCCGGCCACGGGCGGCGUGAAGAAGCCGCACCGCUACCGGCCCGGCACGGUGGCGCUGCGCGAGAUCCGGCGCUACCAGAAGUCCACGGAGCUGCUGAUCCGCAAGCUGCCCUUCCAGCGCCUGGUGCGCGAGAUCGCGCAGGACUUCAAGACCGACCUGCGCUUCCAGAGCUCGGCCGUGAUGGCGCUGCAGGAGGCGAGCGAGGCCUACCUGGUGGGGCUCUUCGAGGACACCAACCUCUGUGCCAUCCACGCCAAGCGCGUCACCAUCAUGCCCAAGGACAUCCAGCUGGCCCGUCGCAUCCGCGGCGAGCGCGCCUGAACCUUGUGCCCUGUCACUACCAAACCCAAAGGCUCUUUUAAGAGCCACUACCUGUACAAUAAAAAGAGCUGUUAAAGCUUUUAUAUUAUUACAUAUUUUUUCCACUUAAAAGAAACAGGACGGCGUGUUAAGGGGUAUGUUGCACAUACCAGAAAGUUUGGGCCUUAAGUGCUAUAUUAUAGUCCAGAAAAACAAAAUGGAAG